Messenger RNA from Prunus avium (sweet cherry), 2006 nucleotides. RefSeq names its product protein COBRA. The record is from RefSeq and is a predicted model, not a curated record. Lineage: Eukaryota; Viridiplantae; Streptophyta; Magnoliopsida; Rosales; Rosaceae. Gene Ontology annotation, cellular component: plasma membrane. Gene Ontology annotation, biological process: cellulose microfibril organization; plant-type cell wall cellulose biosynthetic process.
UCUUUCGAGUUAGCUGAAAACUGCGAAGGGUACAAAUGGAAUUAAGGUGUGCAUGUUGUGACACACGGACUAAACUUGAGUGACAUUAACUGUAUCGAUUUCUUCCUCAAAGCAGUGAUUAGAGUGAGCUUUAAAAAGUCACUUGCCAUGUGAAAAGAAAGCCAGCCACGCCCAGUUGGCCAGCUGCACACCUCUCUCUUUCUCUCUCUCUCUGGGGCUUUGUCUCUCUCUGUUUUCUGGGCAGAUCUUGAGCUAAAUCAGAACAUAAACAUCACUAUUAACACUAAAUCUGCAUCAACAAAUGGAGCCUCGGUGCUUAUCAGCCACUGGAUCCAUAGUCAAGCUCAGCAGCUUUGCCAUUUUGCUUUUCUUUUUGCUUUCAUGCUUCAGUUUUACUUCUACAGAAGCCUAUGAUGCCCUUGAUCCAACUGGGAAUAUCACAAUUAAAUGGGAUGUCAUUAGUUGGACUCCAGAUGGCUAUGUUGCUGUUGUUACAAUGUUUAACUUCCAGCAGUAUCGACAUAUACAAACACCAGGCUGGACAUUAGGAUGGACAUGGGCGAAAAAGGAAGUAAUUUGGAGCAUGGUGGGAGCACAAACGACCGAGCAAGGGGAUUGUUCAAGAUACAAAGGGACCGUCCCACAUUGCUGUAAGAAGGAUCCAACAGUUGUGGAUUUGUUGCCAGGAACUCCUUACAACCAGCAGAUUGCAAAUUGCUGCAAAGGGGGAGUAAUGAACUCAUGGAUCCAGGACCCAGCCAAUGCUAUAAGUUCGUUCCAGGUCAGUGUGGGUGCUGCAGGAACAACUAACAAAACUGUCAGACUGCCGAAAAACUUCACCUUGAAAGCACCUGGGCCUGGAUAUUCUUGUGGGAUAGCAAAGAUUGUAAAACCAACCAGAUUUCUAACAGCGGAUAAAAGGAGAUGGACCCAAGCCAUGAUGACCUGGAACGUUACUUGCACAUACUCGCAAUUCCUGGCUCAAAAGACACCCACUUGUUGUGUUUCUCUCUCCUCCUUCUAUAAUGAGACCAUAGUAAGCUGCCCCACUUGUGCCUGUGGCUGCCAGAACAACGCUACAGACCCUGGGAGCUGUGUAGAGCCGAACAAUCCAUAUUUAGCUUCAGCUGUAUCAGGUCCUGGAAAAUCUACUAAUGCUCCUCUGGUCCAGUGUACUAGCCAUAUGUGUCCAGUCCGAGUCCAUUGGCAUGUGAAGCUCAAUUACAAGGAGUACUGGAGAGUGAAAGUCACAAUUACAAAUUUCAAUUACAGAAUGAACUACACGCUGUGGAAUCUUGUUGUGCAACAUCCCAACUUUGAUAAUUUGACCAAGAUUUUCAGCUUCAAUUACAAAUCCCUAACUCCUUAUGCUGGCUUAAAUGACACUGCCAUGUUGUGGGGAGUAAAGUUUUAUAACGAUUUGCUCACACAAGCUGGCCCUCUUGGAAAUGUGCAGUCAGAGCUCCUAUUUCGAAAGGAUACAUCGACUUUCACUUUUGAAAAGGGAUGGGCCUUUCCUCGAAGGAUUUAUUUUAAUGGUGACAAUUGUGUCAUGCCACCUCCAGAUGCCUAUCCGUGGUUGCCAAAUUCCAGUCCCAAACAAGUCAUUUCCAUACUUCAUCCCGCCAUCACCAUCUUCGUAUCUCUGCUAUUCUUAUUGGCGUAUGCAUAGUGAGUGUGCCUAGGCCAGACAACAAUAGCUAUCUGUUUUUUAAUUACAUUGUAGAAUUUUCGAUCAAGUUCAAGUUGCACUAAAGCAUAUGGAAAUCCAGUUGAUGGGGUCAAAUGUGUUACUGCUGUGACUUCUAGCUAUACAAGUGGUUCAGGUGCACUCCGGCCUGACCGUCACUACAAAAUUCUGUUUCAAUAUCUGUUACACGUAUUCACACUUUAUUCUUUUACUGCUGUUUUUGUUUAAAUUUAGCCGUUGUACGAUUAUUUAGAAUGAUCCAGUGAAUAUGUUCUUAGCAUUAUAUGAUAUUUCAGAAGAAAUCAAAGUUGAUGUA